AUGAGUUACGGGCAUGUAGACCAAGACAGGAUGUUGAACGCGACCCAACGCCUUGAUGAGGCGACGGACCAGAUCGAACAGUCGAACGCGAUCUUAGAAGAUACAGUUGGUGUCGAGAUGGAUUCAUUACAAGAACUCCGAAGACAAAGAGAGGUUAUUUCGAGUGACAAAGACACACUGGACAAGGUCAACAUCGACUUGGACACGUCGAAUAAAACACUCAAGGGGAUGCUCAGAAGAGCAAUCACAAACAAAAUCUUCCUUUGUGUUAUUAUCAUCGUUUUCCUCGUCAUCAUUGGCCUCGUCAUUUACUUCGGAUUUUUCUUUUUCAAGAAAGACUGA
Messenger RNA from Entamoeba invadens IP1, 342 nucleotides. Its product is annotated as vesicle transport V-snare protein vti1a, putative. The coding region runs from base 1 to 342 and encodes 113 amino acids. NCBI's taxonomy places the organism in Eukaryota, Evosea, Mastigamoebida, Endamoebidae. The transcript has a single exon. Gene Ontology annotation, cellular component: Golgi apparatus; SNARE complex; endoplasmic reticulum membrane. The record is from RefSeq and is a predicted model, not a curated record. Gene Ontology annotation, biological process: vesicle fusion. Gene Ontology annotation, molecular function: SNARE binding; SNAP receptor activity.